GAGCAGAGGCAGGUGAAAAUCACAGUCACCAGUUCCCCCAGGAAAAGAGCCAAAACAUGGGAGAUAUCAGAUUCAGAAGAGGAAGAGCCAGACUGUAUUCUAACAGAGGACAUCAAGGGAGCAGAGGCAGGAAUAAAAUGUAAGCAAGUGUUGGAUGAUGUAGAUGGCAGUCUAUUUGUAAAGGCAGAACCUAGGGAGCUUUUGAGACCUGGACAAGGAGGACAUGGUGGAGAACUUGGCUGGACUGUUCCUACAAUAAAAGCUGGAGGUUCAGAACCUUCUGACAUUCAAGAUGUCCAUUUUCCUCCAACUUCAUCAGCCUUAUCACUACCUCUUCCCAAGUCCACCACGUCUAGCCCAGUAAAGAAGACAAGAAGGAAGAAGAGUCCUGAAGAGCUGGAGGCUAACAGAGUAAAGGCUGAGGAGAAGAAGAGGGAGAAGGAACAAAAGCGUCAGGAGAAAGAGAAGAUCAAGAAUCUGGAAAAGGAGGAACGAGAGAAAAGGAAAGAAUCAGCACAGGCCCUGAAGCUCCUGAGGCCAGAUCAAUGUGGGAAAUUUAUGGUUGUCCAGGUGGAUGCAGGUCUUCUCCAAGAUGCAGGGUCAGAAGGUAUGCUGGAAGCUCUGAGUUCAGCUGGGUAUACUUACUCCUUAGAGCCACACUCUGUGCAAUGGAGCAUUACCUGGAGAAGAGAGAUGCCUGCUGACUGGACAUGUGUAGAUGGUCUGGAUCUAUGUAAAGGGGAAGAAGAGCAAAUGCUGAUUCUGGUGGAGCCUAGAGAAUUUCUCAAGAGUGUCUUCUAUUACAUUCAGGCUCCUGAAAACGCCAUGACUGAGACUCCGACCUCUGUGUUUGGAAUAGAUAGGAAGUGUUCUGGAAAGAAGAUCACCUUGGCUGUUUUGGGGCUACAUGAUUAUAGAAGAUGUCAAAGACUGUCGUCGUAAGAUGGAGAGACACUCUCUAGAGCCAAGCCUUUGCUAUGAUGAACAGCCAGAAAGCCAAGUGACCAGGCGACAUAUAGAUGAGGCACUUAUCUUUCUACAGCUGUACCAUGAGACCGAAGUCUUAUUCUUGGAUACAUGGAGAGAACUGGGGCAACAUGUGUGUGCUGUGACCAAGAGUAUAGCUCAGCGCCCGUUCCGGU
Molecule: messenger RNA, 1142 nt
Organism: Staurois parvus
Lineage: Eukaryota; Metazoa; Chordata; Amphibia; Anura; Ranidae
Source: the annotation of a GenBank genome assembly